GCAUUUCGGGCUACUGGAGGCUGAUUCGCCCAAUAAUACAAACAAGCCGCCGGACAUAGUGGAAACGGUUGAACAUGCGAAAAGCCGUUUGCUUAUGAAUUAACAAAUUCAGCCUCCAUGAAUGCAUGCUUUUGGUAUUUCCGCACUCUUUUGGAAGUGGCAGGGUAUAAUUGCGCAUGAACUGGGAUACAUUAUCCAGCACGCGUGACAAAUAGCUAAUCCUGCAAUAGGAAAUAUACAGUAACACUACAGUAUGGCAGACAGUAUGAUGAGUAAAGCAGCCACUAUGGAGAUUCCUAUUAACAGUAAUGGGGACUCUAGGAAUCUGGCCGAAGAUGACAGCCUGGAGCAGGCUGCAAAGAUUCAGUGGAGCUUAAGAGAGAAGGUAGGGAGUCCCACAGGCCUCAGGGACUUACAGCAGGUCAUGGUGUCGGGGCCCAACCUAAAUGAGACCAGCAUUGUAUCAGGUGGUUAUGGAGGUACAACAGAAGGCAUCAUUCCGACCAGCUCCAUCAAAGACCUGCGAAUGAAGUCUAGGGGUGUUAGCAUUGCCUCAAGCCAGAUUGCUGCCUGCCGAAUAGCCCACCAAUCAGAAGACAUCCCCUGUGUCCCAGGGUCCAACAUGCAUCACGGCAGUAGCAAUUCGUCCAUGACAGCAGAAGAGGCCACAAGAGGUGUUGCUGUGGAGAAAUUUGACAUCAUGAAGAAAUGGGGCCUGAACACAUAUAAGUGCACCAAACAGAUGAUCUCUGAGAGGUUUGGCCGUGGCUCACGUACUGUGGAUUUGGAGCUGGAGGCUCAGAUCGAGGUUCUGCGGGAAACCAAACGGAAGUACGAGAAUGUGCUGCAUUUGGCGCGAGCGCUAACCAACCACUUUUACAGCAUGGUGCAGACGCAGCACGCCCUCGGAGACACUUUUGCUGACCUCAGUCAGAAGUCUCCAGAACUUCGGGAUGAGUUUGGAUACAAUGCAGAAACACAGAAGUUGUUGUGCAAGAAUGGAGAGACUCUGCUCGGUGCCAUCAACUUCUUUGUGUCCAGCAUCAACACACUGGUGAACAAAACAAUGGAAGACACGUUGAUGACUAUCAAGAUGUAUGAGAAUGCCAGACUAGAGUUCGAUGCAUACAGGGCAGAUCUGGAAGAGUUGAAUAUGGGCCCACGGGACGCUGUUACUAUGGCUCGUAUCGAGGCUGCUCAGCAGCAGUACCAGAUCCACAAAGACAAAUAUGAACGUCUCCGCAGUGAUGUCAGCAUCAAGCUCAAGUUCCUGGAAGAAAACAAGGUCAAAGUGAUGCACAAGCAACUUCUGCUGUUCCAUAAUGCCAUCUCUGCCUACUUUGCUGGAAACCAGCAACAGCUGGAACAGACCCUCAAGCAGUUCAACAUUAAACUCAAACCACCAGGGGCUGACAAACCUUCUUGGCUGGAGGAACAGUGAAAGUGCCCAUUUACCCCAUUAUAUGUCUUUAGCCAUACAGAGCAACACAGUAGGACCACAAGAGACCAGCGUUCUGAGAUGCUAGCAGAGACAGGGGCUCCAACAGAGCCUCCUUCACACUAACUCUCUCUAUACUUCUCUUCCUUGAUUCUUUUUCUCCUCCUCUUCAACCUGUUCUUGCUCUGAGACUGUCUUCAAGUGUCUGAAUAGUCACCUCUAAUAUGUAACCGGUCCUAAAGGCUUCAAUCAAAUGUCAAAGGUAUCAGUUUCAGCUUCACCCCUAUAAAUAUCAUUAAUCCAACUGAAACAAUCCUUCUGAUAUAUCAGUCAGAGCAGCUGUUUUUUCCAGAUUAUCCUCAGUCUUACACUCUCUCUUUCUCUGUCAGUGACCACGUCUUUAGGAACUCUUCUUUGUUUUUCUGUGAAAAGCGUUUUAUUUUGCUACUAAUGUCUUUUUUCUGUAAUGUAGAUUUGGUCUUGUAGCUAAUGGGGGAUGCAAAUUAUUCCUAUCACAGAGCUUUCAGUGUUCAGUGUCGGUGAUUCUAACAAAGUUAUUUUAUUUUGAUAAAAUUCAGAUAUAGUUUUAUCUGAUAUUGGUAUUGCAUCCUUGUACAUUUGUAUGUUUACUAGGCUAUGGCUGUACUGGCGAGUCAAUCCUUGUUCAGUUGUCUAGAAUACUUUGAAUACAUGAAGUACUACAUUUGAUAUCUUAAAAUGAGAAAUUUAACCUCAAAAUAAUAAUACUGAAAAAUGUCAUGGACUGAAUUUCAUCAGCUGUGGGUACAGUUUCCUGCACGUUUUUCCAGAAGUUCCAGAACAUUAAUCUAAAAUCACUGUCUUUACUCAAUAUUGUUAAUUUACAGCUUUAAAUUUAUGAAGCAUGAUUGUUUUCUCUAAAGGAAAGGAUUUUUUUUUCCAGAUUUAUUUUGACAAUUAUAGUUCCAAUAGUCAUUAUGUUCCAAUGCAUAAUGCCAUAGAAUGUUUGUUUAUUUUUAAGUUAAUCAUAAAUUAAUCAAGGAUGUGUAUGUAUGACUUGUAUUUGAUUGUUUUUAACAUGGGCCAGUUUUUGAGGUCCGUUGUUACCUGCCUCUUUAUCCACCAAAAUGUGCACUAGAGUUUCUGUACUAAACUGUGUUCUGUUAACAUCAGCAAAGCCCUAAUAUUGUGCAUUCAAAUUGCGAUUGGUUCUGAUGCACCCUGUUAAAUGCCUUUAUCUGCCUUGGUUUAAAAAAAAAAAAAAAAAAAAAAAAAAAAAAAUCCACAAUGAAAUAUUUAUAUACCCAUUAAAUUCACAGUAACAUAACACUGUCAUUAGUUCUAAUGUAUUAUUCCAUUACCCUCACAAAAAAUAUAGUACAAAAUCAAAUCGAUUUUGUAGUAAUUUAACAAUAUAAACAUUUCAAAAUAUAUAUUUUUUGUAUGCAUUUUUAUUUGUGAUUAGAUGGUACACUAUAAUCAAAUUUUCAUUUACUGAAAAUAUCUACAUAAUGCUCAUUUAUAGUCUUUUUUUUCUAUAAAUUAGCAAGGUUUUUUUAUGUACUCAAAAUACACUUAGACGUGUUGUUUUUGCUUAAAACAGACUUGAUGCAGUGACAAUGGUUAGAGUGCAGGCCGUCAGAUUAUAGUUUGUCAGACUAGUUUUAUUUUUUAUUUCAUUACUCAAGAUUGAAAUAAUUACGAUCUAAUGUUCCGUACUUUUGAACAUUGCACUAAAUCUUUCUGAGCUUGAGAUGAAGCAAUAUUGAAGAUGUUUUUAGAAAGCGUAUUUUCAUGUAUGCCUAUAUUGGCUGUCCCUCGUGUGUUUCUGCAUGGCAGGUCUGAUUAGUUGUACAUUUCCAUGCAUUGUGAUUCAAUCCUGUUCAAUGUAUCAGUAAAGCACUACAUGGGUAGUAGUGCAGCAAAACGUUUCUAGUAAAACAAACGGAAAGGUUUCUUGUAUAUGUUAAAGAAUGGCUUGAAUUUUCGUUUAAAUGUCAAUUGUCAACUGUUAUUAUUAUUUUAAUUAUUUGUGUUAAAUUACAUUUAAAUUAAUAGCUUAAAUUCAUUUAGAUUAUAAGGACCACAUGGUAACCCUAGAAGAUAAUUUUUUUUUUAAUCAAGUAUUUAGUUUUUUAUGUCCUGUUUUUGUUUGUCAGGCUGCAGUGAUUAUUUUCAUGUUCAGAUCUGGAGAAAAGGGUUCCAUCUUGAGCCCCGAGACUGAAUUGAUUCAGUGAUGCACAUUUGUACCAGACCAAUGGGAUUUUAAAUUUAGACACACCUUUUCUUUUAGAUCAAAUGCAUCUAUUAGGGGUUUUUUUUUAAUUAUUAUUAUUAUUAUUACUAUUCUGGGAUUAUUGUUCUAUUAUUUAGAUUUCUGUUAACAGAAGUGUUUGACAUUGAAAUGCGUACCCCAUUAGUAGUUUUAGAUAAUAGCAGAAUGAAAGGGUUAUAAAUAUUAACAUAUUUAUACAAUCAAUAUUUUAGGCUGCUUUGUGGUAUUGUAGUUUAUGAAUGAUUGUAUAUAUGUAAAGAUAAUUGACAGAUUUUGAAACUGGAAACCCAUGAUGUUAGCCUUUGCUCCUGGCUUUGACCAAACCUUUGACCAACGUACAAGAACCCAACAGAUAAAAUUUGAAAAGUUUGCAAAAUGG
Molecule: messenger RNA, 4071 nt
Organism: Puntigrus tetrazona (Sumatra barb)
Lineage: Eukaryota; Metazoa; Chordata; Actinopteri; Cypriniformes; Cyprinidae
Gene: arfip2b
Product: ADP-ribosylation factor interacting protein 2b
Exons: 10
Coding region: 254-1441 (395 amino acids)
Biological process (GO): regulation of Arp2/3 complex-mediated actin nucleation; intracellular protein transport
Cellular component (GO): trans-Golgi network membrane
Molecular function (GO): phospholipid binding; protein domain specific binding
Source: RefSeq, a predicted model, not a curated record